AUGGCCAAUAAUACCAUUGUUGAUAAUAUACAGAGAAUUCCACCAGUGACACGUUUUUUCACUAUUGCUUCAGUGAUUACAUGCAUUAGCAUAGUUGGUGGCUUCUUUCCGGUAUCUAGAUUAUUAUACACUUAUUUCGAUUUAAAAACGGAUUUCAUUCAUAUUCAUUAUGUUAUCAAGAACAAAGGUUUCACAGAGAUAAUAUCUACCAUAUUCCUUGUAGUAGUUAAUUUUUAUAAAUUUACAACCCUGUUACUUAUUCCAGAGUCGAUAUUUUCACAACGAUACCAAGCGUUGAUUGAUAUUUAUUUCUUUUACACAUUCUCCAACCAUUUAGAAAUAUUUGGAGGCAAAUUCAAUGGGAACUUUCCUGAUUACUUAUGGUAUGCCAUUAUUUGUGGUACGUUAACGAAUGUUCUUGGAUUGUUAUCCGAGGCUUUAUUUGUUGAAGCAAGUGUUUUCCCAUUUGACUGUUUGCUCGCCUGUGUCACUUAUACAUGGGCCAGAUGCAACAAGAAUGCCACCAUAAACUUGAUGGGUAUUGUUCCAAUUAAAGCCUAUUACUUACCACUCGGGAAUUUAGUAAUCAAGUUUAUUGCUCUUGGUCCAUCUGGGUUAACAAAUGCAAUCAUUGGUAUCACAGUUGGUUAUCUUUAUCUUUGUAUUCAACUGAGCACAAUGCCACUAUAUAACUUGAUGAGUGGUGCUUAUGGUCAAAAUGGUAACGGUACAAAAAAUGAUGAUUCAAGAAGAGUAGGAAUCCUGACUUACGUGGAUACUUCAAAUAGAUUUGGUGGUUCUCAUGCCGAAUUUAUUGAUGAUUCAAUUUAUGAUAAGGGUUACUUGAAGGCGCCUAAGGUGUUGUAUGAUUUUUUGAAGUAUCCUAUCAAUACAUCAGUAAGAAAAACUGCGUUCACUAGUAUUGAUUCACAAGCAAGAAGAACGACGUUACAAUCUCAACAAAGAGGUUCGGCUACCACAACGUCAACCGGCACCAAAAGAGCCGAUUCGACCACUGGAAGUAGUACAGGGUACUCAUGGUUUGGAGGUAACAACCAGGCAUUCAAAGGCAAAGGUCGCAGAUUAGGUGAUUGA
Candida tropicalis MYA-3404 is the source of this 1095-nucleotide messenger RNA. RefSeq lists its product as uncharacterized. The transcript has a single exon. The record is from RefSeq and is a predicted model, not a curated record. The coding region runs from base 1 to 1095 and encodes 364 amino acids. Gene Ontology annotation, cellular component: endoplasmic reticulum membrane; Hrd1p ubiquitin ligase ERAD-L complex. Lineage: Eukaryota; Fungi; Ascomycota; Pichiomycetes; Serinales; Debaryomycetaceae. Gene Ontology annotation, molecular function: ubiquitin-specific protease binding; misfolded protein binding. Gene Ontology annotation, biological process: endoplasmic reticulum unfolded protein response.